Molecule: messenger RNA, 1167 nt
Organism: Adineta ricciae
Lineage: Eukaryota; Metazoa; Rotifera; Eurotatoria; Adinetida; Adinetidae
Source: the annotation of a GenBank genome assembly
AUGACAUUCCAUCAAGUUGAUCAUCCUCUCUUGGUAAUACCAGGUUCGAUAGAAGUUAGUGAUGAUGUUUUAUUUGCCAAUGCAUCACCAUCUCAAUCCCAUAUGUCGAAAAGUUUCACCGAAACAUUCGGAACAGCUAUUAAAAUGUUCCGACAAGUACUUGUUACUGAACGUGGACAACCGAUCAUAACAGCUGGAAGUGGUACACUCGGAUGGGACAUGAUUGCAUGUAAUUUAACUGAACCUGGAGAUGAAGUACUUGUAUUACAUUCCGGAUACUUCGGUCAAAGUUUUGCCGAUUGUUUCGAAGCAUAUGGUGUGAAAGUUACACAACUCAAAGCGCCCGUUGGUCAAUGUCCAUCACGUGAACAAUUAGCAGAGGCAUUGCAAUCUAAGAAAUAUAAGAUUAUUACUGUGACACAUGUUGAUACAUCAACUGGUGUUCUUAGUAAUCCACAAAUAGUAGCUGAAGUCGUACGAGAAGUUAGUCCUGAUACAUUAGUUGCACUUGAUGGAGUGUGUUCAGUUGGCAGCGAAGAAAUUCGUAUGGAUGAAUGGGGCCUGGACGUUGUCAUGUGUGCCAGUCAAAAGGGUUUGGGUGUUCCACCUGGAUUAUGCCUUGUAUGUGCUAGCGAACGAGCAAUUAAGGCGGUUGAAACGCGUAAAACUAAAAUCAACUCGUAUUUUGCUUCUUGGCUCAACUGGUUGCCCAUUAUGCGUGGUUAUGAACAAGGAAAACCAUUGUACUUCGCUACGCCUCCUGUUCAACUUAUAUGUGCUCUAAAUGUUAGUUUAAAAGCAAUUACGUCCAAACCUAUUGAAGAACGUUGGACGAAGCAUAAACAAGCGAGUACUGACUUUAAACAGUUCAUUACUAAUGAACUUGGAUUAAAACAGGUUCCGCAAGAUCCAUCUAUUGCUGCCAAUGGUAUGACCGCUAUCUACUUUCCAGAUGGUAUAUCAGCACCAGAUAUUAUCCCACGAUUGGUUGAACGAGGAAUAAUUGUUGCUGGUGGUCUCCAUAAAGAUAUUAAAGAUAAAUAUUUCCGUGUUGGACAUAUGGGUAUCAGUGCAACGGAUACAGAAACUCGUCACGAUUUGGAAAAAGUCAAAGACGCUUUGAGAAAUGUCUUCAAAGACGCGGGCUAUGUGAAACCAUCAGCAUAG